AAAAGAGCGAUCACCUGGCAACGGCUAAGUGAUAAACUGAGAAACAUCUCAGAUCACGUGAAUGAAUUUUAUUUCAUCAUGGAUCAGUUAGAAGAGCUACAAAACAAGAAAAAUACUUGUUUAACAAACAUAGAAAAUUCAAACCAACCUAAAGAUGGUUUAUAUUGUCCCAUGAUCUGGGAUGGUGCUUAUUGUUGGCCACAUGUUCCUGCUGGAACUCUGCAUUCUGUAGCUUGUCCCGACUACAUUCAUGGUUUCAAUACACGAGCCCAGGCGACAAAACUCUGCAUGUUAAAUGGAGAAUGGUGGAUAAAUGAUAAAACCAAUCAGAGUUGGACAAAUUAUUCUCUUUGCACAAAAUACGAAUUAGAUACUUUUGAUAAUCUGAAUAGUUAUCAUACAUACUUACUAAAGCAAUAUCUAGAACAAUUUCACAUAUUACCAAAAACAACAUAA
Centruroides sculpturatus (bark scorpion) is the source of this 456-nucleotide messenger RNA. Its product is annotated as calcitonin receptor-like. Gene Ontology annotation, cellular component: plasma membrane. The transcript has 5 exons. Gene Ontology annotation, biological process: adenylate cyclase-modulating G protein-coupled receptor signaling pathway. The coding region runs from base 79 to 456 and encodes 125 amino acids. Lineage: Eukaryota; Metazoa; Arthropoda; Arachnida; Scorpiones; Buthidae. Gene Ontology annotation, molecular function: G protein-coupled peptide receptor activity. The record is from RefSeq and is a predicted model, not a curated record.